AUGGGUAGAGAGGACAAAGCAACUUGGAAAGCUAACUAUUUUGUGAAGUUGGUGAAUUUACUUGACGAGUUCCCAAAAUGUUUCAUCGUGGGAGCCGACAAUGUGGGUUCAAAACAGAUGCAGCAAAUCCGCAUCAGUCUUCGUGGAAAUGCUGUCGUGCUGAUGGGCAAGAAUACAAUGAUGAGGAAGGCAAUAAAAGGCCAUAUCGAAAGAAAUCAAUCUCUUGAAAAGAUCAUGCCUCACAUCAGAGGAAAUGUAGGAUUUGUUUUCACUCGUAGUGAUUUGGUUGAGAUCAGAGAUAAGCUUUUGGAAAAUAAAGUUCGUGCCCCAGCUCGUCCUGGUGCUAUUGCACCUUGCCCCGUUGUUAUUCCUGCCCAGAACACUGGACUUGGACCAGAAAAAACUUCUUUCUUCCAGGCGCUGUCUAUUCCAACUAAAAUUUCUAAGGGAACAAUUGAAAUCAUCAAUGAUGUCCAUAUUUUAAAAGAAGGUGACAAAGUAGGAGCUUCUGAGGCAACCUUAUUGAACAUGUUGAAUAUUUCUCCAUUUAAUUAUGGUUUGGCCGUACAGAUGGUAUAUGAUUCUGGAACUAUCUUUGAACCUGAAAUCUUAGAUAUCAAGCCAGAAGAUUUAUUGAAGACCUUCUUAAUAGGAGUCUCUCAAGUAACAGCUGCUUGUCUUGCAAUCAGCUAUCCUACUAUUGUGUCUGCUCCUCACAUGUUGAUCAAUGGUUUCAAGAACUUGGUUGCUGUUGCUGCUGAAACUGAAAUUGAAUUCAAAGAAGCUACAACUUUCAAGGAAUACCUUAAGGAUCCAUCCAAGUUUGCUGUUGCCGUUGCAGCUCCUGUAGAAAGUGCAGCUCCAGCUAAGGAAGCAAAGAAAGAAGAAAAGGUCGAAAGUGAAGAAGAAGAAGAUGAUGAUAUGGGUUUCGGUCUAUUUGACUAA
Molecule: messenger RNA, 945 nt
Organism: Macrosiphum euphorbiae (potato aphid)
Lineage: Eukaryota; Metazoa; Arthropoda; Insecta; Hemiptera; Aphididae
Source: the annotation of a GenBank genome assembly